Messenger RNA from Histoplasma mississippiense, 879 nucleotides. RefSeq lists its product as hypothetical. Gene Ontology annotation, molecular function: GTPase activity; GTP binding. Gene Ontology annotation, biological process: positive regulation of TOR signaling; cellular response to amino acid stimulus; regulation of autophagy. The record is from RefSeq and is a predicted model, not a curated record. Gene Ontology annotation, cellular component: fungal-type vacuole membrane; nucleus; Gtr1-Gtr2 GTPase complex. The transcript has 3 exons. Bases 1 to 879 code for a protein of 292 amino acids. NCBI's taxonomy places the organism in Eukaryota, Fungi, Ascomycota, Eurotiomycetes, Onygenales, Ajellomycetaceae.
AUGCCCCCAACAGAAACGUUAUUCCUCGAAUCGACAACUCGCAUCCACAAGGACUCAGUCCACUCUUUCAUGGACUUUCAAGUUUGGGAUUUCCCUGGUCAGUUGGAAUAUCUCGAGCCAUCCUUCGAUCUGGAAGAUAUCUUCGGUACUCUAGGCGCAUUGGUAUGGGUUAUCGAUGCCCAGGAUGACUAUCUAGAAGCCGUCUCGAGGCUAAACAGAACCAUACUCCUCGUCCAACAAUACUAUCCUCACAUCAAUAUCGAAAUCUUCAUCCACAAAGUCGACGGCCUAUCUGAUGAAUACCGCUCUGACACGUUCCAAGAUAUCGUUCAACUCAUAUCAGAUGAGCUCAACGACGCUGGCUAUGAGAACGCGCCUGUACAUUAUUACCUUACGUCGAUAUACGACUACUCCGUUUUCGAAGCUUUCAGCAAAGUGAUUCAGAAACUCAUCCCGCAACUUUCCGCCCUCGAAAACCUCAUCAACAUUCUGGCCAACAACUCCGGCAUGGAGAAGAUCUACCUGUUCGACGUGCUCAGUAAGAUUUACAUCGCGUCGGACACAAAGCCCGUAGACAUGGCCUGUUACGAAAUGUGCUCAGAUUAUAUAGACGUUAUCGUCGAUGUGAGCGAGCUGUAUUCGUGGGAACACCCUGAGCGCAAACCCAACGGUCCGCAGAUCCCUGAAGCGGAGAGUCAUAUAAUUUUGCAUGAUAAGAGGAUGAUCCAUCUUAUGGAGAUGAAUAAGUAUUUAUGUCUCGUUUCCGUGAUAAGGAAUGCAGACGCGAGUGAGAAAAAGGGCCUUAUCGAUAUGAACUGCCGCACGUUCCAGUCCGCACUGAAUGAAGUCUUUGCGAAAACCUGGGAGCAGAAGUCGUGA